AUUUCUGAGAAAAUGUGUUUGCCUUCCUGGGAAACUGUGACCAACCUCUCUUCAAAAAAAAGUAGGAAGAACCUCCAGGGCAUUUGCAAGAGGCAGAUGGGGAUUCUGAGGCCCAAGGAGAUCAAGUAACUUUGCUGAGGAUCACAGAGCUGGUCAGGAAGCAACUUGAAGGCGUACAACAGUAUCAGAGGCUGUAGAAAGAAAGACAAGUCACCAUGCAACCUUGAUGUAUGAAGACAUGCUGUCAAAAUGACGCUGCUACAUUCUCAGAGGCGGAAUGUCGAACAGGCUGAAUGUGAACUCAAAGAAGUUUGGUGCUGUCACUCAGAUGGGACCGGACCUCCCCCUGGAUCUCUGUCCACCCCACCCAGGCACCGAGACCAUCGGAGCCCUUCAAGCUCCAUUCCUAGUGGUGACCAAUGACUCAGUGGUGAAGUGCUUCUUCUGCAUGAUUUUAGCUGAAGGAUGCUCUGCAUUUCCUUGAUUUCUAUGGAGACCUCAGAGCUGGGUUUGCCCCUGCUGACACCUCAUCAUCUUGCACCUUCUCUACCCAAGGUCUUUGCCUCUCUCUGUAGCUUGGCAUUGCCCCUGGGUCCAGGAAGACUGUGAGGAGCUUAAGGGGGAGCCUGGAGAAUCAUCCGAUAGGUUUGAGUGGCAAUGGCCGGACAUACUUCAAGCCUCAUGUUAACAUGGGUGAAGCAGUCACUGGAAGGCAAGUGCUGAGACUAAAGGCUUAUUUGCAUUUUAUUUAAAUUUGAUGGACUGAGCGUUGGACAGUUUCCAUGGCAGAAAAAUAUAUUCCAUUUUCUAGGCACAACUGCUAGUUGUCAGAGACGUGCUGCCUUUGAGUCUAACAGCACCAUCACCAACCACGUCCUACAUGGAUUUCCAGAUUUGAACACCCACCCCCAAACAGGUGUUUGGGAGACCCCAACAUUAUCUGACUUAGGCUUGAGAGUGCUAGACUCUUUAUCUAGACCGGCCAAGCUCUGGAGAGCAAUGCUGAAUCCCUGGGAAGACAGAGCAUGGGGCGUGCUGAUUUAAAAACAGAAAAUGCAAAGUUGGACUGAAAAUAUCCUUAGUCUUCCAAGCAAUCUGCUUAAGUGUUCCAAACUUACCUUAAUUUGGUGAGAAAAGAAGCUGCCCUAUUUUUCUUUCUUCUGCCACAACUGGAAGCAGCCAUUUCCCCAAACCACCACCAUGGAGGUUGCAAUGGUGAGUGCGGAGAGCUCAGGGUGCAACAGUCACAUGCCUUACGGUUACGCGGCCCAGGCUCGGGCCAGGGAGCGGGAGAGGCUGGCUCACUCCAGGGCGGCGGCCGCAGCGGCUGUCGCGGCUGCCACAGCUGCUGUGGAGGGCAGCGGGGGCUCUGGAGGGGGCUCCCACCACCACCACCAGUCUCGUGGGGCCUGCACCUCCCAUGACCCUCAGAGCAGCCGACGUAGUCGGAAGAGGAGGCGACAGCAGCCUGAGAAGAAGAAAGCCCACCACCGCCAGAGCAGUUUUUCUCAUUGCACGGACUUGAUGCCCAGUGGCUCCGAGGAGAAGAUCCUGAGGGAGCUGAGUGAGGAAGAGGAGGAGGAGGAGGAGCUGGAGGAGGAGGAGGAAGAGGAGGGAAGGUUCUACUACAGCGAAGAUGACCGUGGCGAUGAGUGCUCCUACACGGACCUGCUGCCUCAGGACGAGGCGGGCGGCGGUGGCUACAGUUCAGUCCGCUACAGUGACUGCUGCGAGCGCGUGGUGAUAAAUGUGUCCGGCCUGCGCUUUGAGACCCAGAUGAAAACUCUGGCCCAGUUUCCAGAGACAUUGUUGGGGGACCCUGAGAAGAGGACUCAGUACUUUGACCCUUUGCGUAACGAGUAUUUUUUUGACAGGAACAGGCCUAGCUUUGAUGCCAUCUUGUAUUAUUAUCAAUCAGGAGGCCGCCUGAAGAGGCCAGUGAACGUCCCCUGUGAUAUCUUCACGGAGGAGGUGAAGUUCUAUCAGCUGGGAGAGGAGGCUCUGCUCAAGUUUCGGGAGGACGAGGGCUUUGUGAGAGAGGAGGAAGACAGGGCCUUGCCAGAGAAUGAAUUUAAAAAGCAGAUUUGGCUUCUCUUCGAGUAUCCAGAGAGCUCCAGUCCAGCAAGGGGCAUAGCCAUUGUCUCUGUCCUGGUCAUCCUAAUCUCCAUUGUUAUUUUCUGCCUGGAGACCUUGCCUGAGUUUCGGGACGACAGGGAUUUCAUCAUGGCUCUGAGUGCGGGUGGGCAGAGUGGGUUGUUGAACGACACUUCGACACCCCACCUGGAGAACUCAGGGCACACGAUAUUCAACGACCCCUUCUUCAUCGUGGAGACGGUCUGCAUUGUUUGGUUUUCCUUUGAGUUCGUGGUUCGCUGCUUCGCUUGUCCCAGCCAAGCACUCUUCUUCAAAAACAUCAUGAACAUCAUUGACAUAGUCUCCAUUCUGCCUUACUUCAUCACGCUGGGCACUGACCUGGCCCAGCAGCAGGGGGGUGGCAGCGGCCAGCAGCAGCAGGCCAUGUCCUUCGCCAUCCUCAGGAUCAUUCGUUUGGUCCGAGUGUUCCGGAUCUUCAAGCUCUCCCGGCACUCCAAAGGCCUGCAGAUCCUGGGCCACACCCUCAGAGCCAGCAUGCGGGAACUGGGCCUUCUCAUCUUCUUCCUCUUCAUUGGGGUCAUCCUGUUUUCCAGUGCUGUGUAUUUCGCGGAGGCCGAUGAACGUACUACCCAUUUCCAAAGCAUCCCAGAUGCAUUUUGGUGGGCCGUGGUGACCAUGACAACUGUGGGCUAUGGGGACAUGAGGCCCAUCACUGUGGGGGGCAAGAUUGUGGGGUCCCUGUGUGCCAUAGCAGGUGUCUUAACCAUUGCUUUGCCAGUGCCGGUGAUUGUCUCUAACUUUAACUACUUCUACCACAGAGAGACUGAAAAUGAGGAACAGACACAGCUGACCCAAAACGCGGUCAGUUGUCCAUACCUCCCUUCUAAUUUGCUGAAGAAAUUCCGGAGCUCCACUUCUUCCUCUCUGGGAGACAAGUCAGAGUAUCUAGAGAUGGAAGAAGGAGUUAAGGAGUCUCUCUGUGCAAAGGAGAAAUGUCAGGGAAAGGGGGACGACAGUGAGACAGAUAAAAACAACUGUUCUAACGCGAAGGCUGUGGAGACCGAUGUGUGAAUCUAGCUCUCCGUCUGCCACUGCCCCCUGCCCCUACCCCAGCAUCUCCAAAUAUAUUUAUGCAUCAAGAGUGCAGUUACGAAAAUGAAAUAUGCAAAUGAAUCCAAUGCAUACAGUAGUACACCAUUUAAUGGUUAUACGUGGCAUAAUUAUUGCUAAACUUGUAUUACAUAUCGAAUAAAUGAUAUAUCUUGGAGAAGAGGGAGGUUUAAAUAGGAGCAAAUUGACCUUUAUAUUUUUUAUUAGAAUGCAAGAGUUUUGCACAUUAACUGGAAGCGAUGUUAAAAGUAGAGAUGGUUCCAUGGAGAGGCUGUGUGUGUUUGUGUGUGUGCUGUGUGUGUGUAAGUAAAUUGUCAACAUUGUUAGUAAUCGUGCAGUGAUGGGAAAGUUGGCAUUUUGAAGUAUUUACUAUGUAAGAACUAAUGAAUUUGAACAGUCAUUUACGAGUGCUUUAAUAGCAUCUCAUGUCUUUGGAUUCCAGAGUUGUUUUUUAAAAAUUGUAAGAAUUACUGUGUAGAAAAAAAGAAAGUGAAUUAUUUAAUAGAAUGUAGGUCACAAUUUUAUCUUGGAUUUGAUUAAAGUUUAUUUUUAACUGGAAAUUAACUUUUAAAAAGGCUGCAGGGGCCUUUAGAAAUUGAUUAUAUUUUGUUAUUAAUUUUGGGAGGUUGUGAGAGCAAAUGCCUAACAUUAUGCCAGAAAUGACAUCGGAGAAAAAUGUAACAAGUUUUGUUCACAGAUACUGGGACUGGAAUUUUGUUUUUUUUUACUACUUUAUAUGCUGGAGAUUGAGAGAGACUUCAUACUGUGAA
Molecule: messenger RNA, 3974 nt
Organism: Artibeus jamaicensis (Jamaican fruit-eating bat)
Lineage: Eukaryota; Metazoa; Chordata; Mammalia; Chiroptera; Phyllostomidae
Gene: KCNA4
Product: potassium voltage-gated channel subfamily A member 4
Exons: 6
Coding region: 1201-3165 (654 amino acids)
Biological process (GO): protein homooligomerization; potassium ion transmembrane transport
Cellular component (GO): voltage-gated potassium channel complex; membrane
Molecular function (GO): potassium ion binding; delayed rectifier potassium channel activity; protein binding
Source: RefSeq, a predicted model, not a curated record